Messenger RNA from Polyodon spathula (Mississippi paddlefish), 1146 nucleotides. Its product is annotated as melatonin receptor type 1A-like. The transcript has 3 exons. Gene Ontology annotation, biological process: G protein-coupled receptor signaling pathway. Lineage: Eukaryota; Metazoa; Chordata; Actinopteri; Acipenseriformes; Polyodontidae. Gene Ontology annotation, cellular component: membrane. Gene Ontology annotation, molecular function: melatonin receptor activity. The record is from RefSeq and is a predicted model, not a curated record. The coding region runs from base 1 to 1092 and encodes 363 amino acids.
AUGCGCCUCAGCGUGGCACAGCCCUCCUAUGCAGACUGUGGCACCUCCCCACAAAACGUGGCCCCCAUGCGCACACCGCGCAGCUACGAGGGCUCAGACAUGGUGGAGAGCGACUACGGCAGCUUGCAAACCAGCAAAGAAAAACAAAUAUAUACAUUUCUUCGCACAAUUUCUUCUGGAUAUCAGGACGCGAGUGGACUCCGGAUUCCCUGGGUGGUAACUUUGCUGGCUACGGUUCUUAUCACAACCAUCGUGGUAGACAUGUUAGGCAAUCUGAUGGUGAUAAUCUCGGUCUUCCGGAACAAGAAACUCAGGAAAGCAGGACAUGCCUUUGUGGUUAGUCUGGCUGUAGCAGACCUGGUGGUAGCCAUUUAUCCGUACCCUUUGGUUCUCUCUGCCAUUUUCCGUGACGGCUGGAGCCUGGGCUACAUCCACUGUCAGAUCAGCGGUUUCCUGAUGGGGCUGAGCGUUAUUGGCUCCAUCUUCAACAUCACAGGCAUCGCCAUCAACCGCUACUGCUACAUCUGCCACAGCCUCAAGUACAACAAGCUCUUCUCUAACAAGAACACCAUCUGCUACGUCAUCCUGGUGUGGGUCCUCACCAUCCUGGCCAUCAUGCCGAACUGGUUCGUAGAGUCCCUGCAGUAUGACCCCCGCGUCUACUCCUGCACCUUCGCGCAGUCCAUCAGCUCACUCUACACAAUCAUCGUGGUGGUGGUCCACUUCAUCCUGCCAUUCAGCAUCGUGACUUACUGCUACCUGCAGAUCUGGAUUCUGGUCAUCCAGGUGAGGCGACGCGUCAAGCCAGACAACCGCCUCAAAAUCAAGCCCCACGACAUCCGGAACUUCCUGACAAUGUUUGUGGUUUUCGUGCUGUUCGCCGUGUGUUGGGCACCACUCAAUUUCAUCGGGCUGUCGGUGGCCCUGAACCCAGGUCUGGGCCUCGUCAUCCCAGAGUGGCUUUUCACUGUCAGCUACUUCAUGGCUUACUUCAACAGUUGUCUCAAUGCUGUUGUGUACGGGGUUCUGAACAAGAACUUCCGAAACGAGUACAAGAGAAUCGUAAAGGCCAUUAUUAAGCUGCCUUGCUAAAAAAAAAAGUUAGAAAAAAACUAUCCUGCAAUUUUGUGAAAAGGAAACAUUAAA